AUGUGUAAUCUCAGUGCUGAUUGUGUUAACAUUACUGUAGAACCUAUUGCAUUUUGCAAAGUCAGCCAGCCAGCCAGUCAGCCAUCCAGUCAGUCAGUCAGCCAUCCAGUCAGUCAGUCAGCCAUCCAGUCAGUCAGUCAGCCAUCCAGUCAGCCAUCCAGUCAGUCAGCCAGCAUCCAGUCAGUCAGUCAGUCAUCCAGUCAGUCAGUCAGCCAUCCAGCCAUCCAGUCAGUCAGUCAGUCAGUCAUCCAGUCAGUCAGCCAUCCAGUCAGUCAGCCAUCCAGUCAGUCAGUCAGCCAUCCAGCCAUCCAGUCAGUCAGUCAGCCAUCCAGUCAGUCAGUCAGCCAUCCAGUCAGUCAGUCAGUCAGUCAGCCAUCCAGCCAUCCAGUCAGUCAGUCAGUCAGCCAUCCAGCCAUCCAGUCAGUCAGUCAGUCAGUCAGCCAUCCAGUCAGCCAUCCAGUCAGUCAGCCAUCCAGUCAGUCAGUCAGUCAGUCAGUCAGUCAGCCAUCCAGUCAGUCAGUCAGUCAGUCAGUCAGCCAUCCAGUCAGUCAGUCAGCCAUCCAGUCAGUCAGUCAGUCAGCCAUCCAGUCAGUCAGUCAGCCAUCCAGUCAGUCAGUCAGUCAGCCACCCAGUCAGUCAGUCAGUCAGCCAUCCAGUCAGUCAGUCAGCCAUCCAUUCAGUCAGUCAGUCAGUCAGUCAGUCAGCCAUCCAGUCAGUCAGUCAGUCAGUCAGUCAGUCAGCCAUCCAGUCAGUCAGUCAGUCAGCCAUCUAGUCAGUCAGUCAGUCAGCCAUCUAGUCAGUCAGCCAUCCAGCCAGCCAUCCAGUCAGUCAGUCAGCCAUCCAGUCAGUCAGUCAGCCAUCCAGUCAGUCAGUCAGUCAGCCAUCCAGUCAGUCAGCCAUCCAUCCAGUCAGUCAGUCAGUCAGCCAUCCAGCCUUCCAGUCAGCCAUCCAGUCAGUCAGUCAGUCAGCCAGUCAGUCAGUCAGUCAGCCAUCUAGUCAGUCAGUCAGUCAGCCAUCCAGUCAGUCAGUCAGCCAUCCAGUCAGUCAGUCAGUCAGUCAGCCAUCUAGU
Salvelinus fontinalis (brook trout) is the source of this 1069-nucleotide messenger RNA. RefSeq names its product fap1 adhesin-like. The transcript has 2 exons. The coding region runs from base 1 to 996 and encodes 331 amino acids. NCBI's taxonomy places the organism in Eukaryota, Metazoa, Chordata, Actinopteri, Salmoniformes, Salmonidae. The record is from RefSeq and is a predicted model, not a curated record.